AUGAACGAUCGGGAAAGGAAGCGAGGCCCAGAUGAUGCGUUGAAUCAAUUGUUCGACCGUCUGAUCAGCGACGAGGACCGAACAACAGCAGGAGCCGGAAAACCCGUCGACGCCAUCGGCGCCGAGUCGGCCCAAGCCUACAUCUCCUCCAUGGGCGCCAACAUUGAGAAUUUCGAAGCUUUCGUGGUCCUCGAAAUCGUCCGUGCCGACUCCAUCGGCCAAAUCUCACGCCAAGGUUUCGUCGAAGGCUGGACCGCCGUCUACCUCGAGCAACGCAUCCCCGCCGACCCGACCGCCCACAGGAACUACGUCCAGAUGUGCAUUCAGAACCUGCCGCAAAAUCCGGCCUACUUCAAAAAGGUCUACCAGUUCGCUUUCGGCCUGGGUAAGGCGGAACCUGCCCAAAAGGCGCUGGAGAAGGAUGUCGCCUUGGUAUUCUGGGAUUUGUUCUUGGGUACCGCCGAGUCUUCAGAUACGGGAGUACCGGGACCACGGCCGUGGAAGAGCCAGAACGUGGAUUGGCUGGGCGCAUGGAAGCGGUUUUUGGCAGAAAAGUGGACGAGGAGCGUCAACAAGGAUAUGUGGAACCAGACGCUGGCAUUUGCGGAGAAGACGCUGGUGGAUGAGACGUUGGGCUUUUGGAACGAGGAUCAGGCGUGGCCCGGCGUGAUUGACGAUUUCGUGCUCUGGUGUCGGGAGGAGGGGAUUGCUAAGGCGCCUGCUCCCGGGACAGCAGGUGGAGGGGAGGGUAUGGAUGUUGAGGAUUACUAG
This is a messenger RNA of Sordaria macrospora k-hell, 771 nucleotides long. RefSeq lists its product as uncharacterized. Lineage: Eukaryota; Fungi; Ascomycota; Sordariomycetes; Sordariales; Sordariaceae. Gene Ontology annotation, biological process: protein neddylation. The record is from RefSeq and is a predicted model, not a curated record. Gene Ontology annotation, molecular function: ubiquitin conjugating enzyme binding; ubiquitin-like protein binding; cullin family protein binding. Gene Ontology annotation, cellular component: ubiquitin ligase complex.